AGAGGAUUCUUUCAGUGCCAAAAUUUGUCAUUUUGGCACGACGGAGCUCUAUGGGGAAGUGACGAAAACCAGCAAAACCAAUUCCAAUGCAAAACCCCUUGUGAGGACGGGCAACAAAGUGAUGAGGAUUGAAGGAACGAGAUGGUAUAUGGCACCAGAGCUUUAGUUCAACGGCAUGGUGAUGCAGAAGUGCGACGUGUACGCGUUCGGCGUGGUGUUGUUGGAGUUGUUGAGUGAACAGGAAUCCUUGAGAUACGUGGUUGAUGAAGAGAGCGGUGGGUAUAGCAGGCAGAGUGUUAUAGACUCGGCGAAGAAGGCAGUGGCGUAUGGAGUUGGAGGGGUGAGGAAGUGGGUGGACAAGAGGCUGAAAGACUUGUAUCUGUUGGAAGUGGCGGAGAAGAUGGUGGAGUUGGCAUUGGAGUGUGUGGAGGAGGACCUCGCAAAGAGGCUGGACAUGGGGCUGGUGGCCGGGCGGAUCUCAAAGCUGUAUUUGGAGUCCAAGACUUGGGCAGAGAAGAUUGUUUCUGAGGGGGAUGAGGACGAGGAUGGUGAAGAUGAUGAAGAUGAUGCUAGUGAAGAUGAUGCUGAGAAAGAAGAAAAUGAAGAAAUUAAAAUUAGUGAUAAUUUGAUUAUAACACAUAUAAAAAAAGUCCAACAUUGUAUUAAUAAAUGUGACAUAAAGUUCUGGAUUUCUGGUUCCAUGAGAAACCCAGGAGGAUGAAGAGGAAGAUGGUAAAGAUGAUGCGGGAAAGAAGAAAAUGAAAAAAUUAAAAUUAA
Molecule: messenger RNA, 777 nt
Organism: Rubroshorea leprosula
Lineage: Eukaryota; Viridiplantae; Streptophyta; Magnoliopsida; Malvales; Dipterocarpaceae
Source: the annotation of a GenBank genome assembly